Messenger RNA from Heterocephalus glaber (naked mole-rat), 5851 nucleotides. The record is from RefSeq and is a predicted model, not a curated record. Lineage: Eukaryota; Metazoa; Chordata; Mammalia; Rodentia; Bathyergidae.
CAGAGGCUGGAGGGCAGGCGGCUGGCUGCAGCAGCUGCGGGUGGCCGGCUGAGCGUGUGCCUUGCGGUAGACGAGGAGGUGUCGGAGAUGCCACCGUCUCUGUGAGGAGCGUCGAGCGGGUCGCGGCGCUCAGUCCCCCGGAGGCGCUGCGGGUGGGGGUCAGUGGCUGCGGGCGUCCGCCCGGCCAUGGUUGCCGCGGACGGUGGUUACCGCGGCGGCGCUGCGGCCCGGGGCCGUGGGAGGCCGGCACAGUCACAGUCGUGGUGCUGAAGCCCGCGGGGCCCAGCCGCAGAUAUGAAGCGGAGCCGCUGCCGCGAAAGACCGCAGCUACCGCCGCCUGCCCGUCGGGAGGACGGGGCUCAACGGGCGGCCGAGCUGUCCCAGCCCCAGCCUCUGCCCUCGCGCCGGCGAGCGCCACCCGGGAGGCAGCGCCUAGAGGAGCUGACCGGGACCGCGGGGCCGGAGGGCGGGGAGCAGGAUGUGGUAACUGGACUUAGUCCUCUGCUCUUCAGGAAGCUCAGUAAUCCUGACAUAUUUUCAUCAACCGGAAAAGCUAAACUCCAGAGACAACUUAGUCAGGAUGACUGUAAGUUACGAAGAGGAAGCCUGGCCAGUUCUCUAUCAGGUAAGCAGCUGCUCCCUUUGUCCAGCAGUGUACAUAGCAGUGUGGGACAGGUGACUUGGCAAUCUUCAGGAGAAGCAUCAAACCUUGUUCGAAUGAGAAACCAGUCCUUUGGACAGUCUGCACCUUCUCUUACUGCUGGCUUGAAGGAGUUGAGCCUUCCAAGAAGAGGCAGUUUUUGUCGGACAAGUAACCGCAAGAGUUUGAUUGUAACCUCUAGCACAUCACCUACACUACCACGGCCACACUCCCCACUCCAUGGCCACACAGGUAACAGUCCUCUGGACAGCCCCCGGAAUUUCUCUCCAAAUGCACCUGCUCACUUUUCCUUUGUUCCUGCCCGCAGCCAUGGCCACAGAGCAGACAGGACUGAUGGACGGCGCUGGUCUUUGGCCUCUUUGCCUUCUUCAGGCUAUGGAACCAACACUCCUAGCUCUACUGUCUCAUCAUCCUGUUCCUCACAAGAAAAGCUGCAUCAGUUGCCUUUCCAGCCUACAGCUGAUGAGUUGCAUUUUCUGACAAAGCAUUUCAGCACUGAGAGUGUGCCAGAUGAGGAGGGACGCCAGUCCCCAGCCAUGCGACCUCGGUCCCGCAGCCUCAGUCCUGGACGGUCUCCAGUUUCCUUUGACAGUGAAAUAAUAAUGAUGAAUCAUGUGUACAAAGAAAGAUUCCCCAAGGCCACUGCACAAAUGGAAGAGCGACUGGCAGAGUUCAUUUCCUCCAACACUCCAGACAGUGUAUUGCCCUUAGCAGAUGGAGCCCUGAGCUUUAUUCAUCAUCAGGUGAUUGAGCUGGCCCGAGACUGCCUGGAUAAAUCUCGGAGUGGCCUAAUUACAUCACACUACUUCUACGAACUUCAGGAGAAUUUAGAGAAACUUCUGCAAGAUGCUCAUGAGCGCUCAGAGAGCUUGGAGGUGACUUUUGUAAUGCAGCUGGUAAAAAAGCUGAUGAUUGUCGUUGCCCGCCCAGCUCGACUCCUGGAGUGCCUGGAGUUUGACCCUGAAGAGUUCUACCACCUGUUAGAAGCAGCUGAAGGCCACGCCAAAGAGGGACAUGGAAUUAAAUGUGACAUUCCCCGCUACAUUGUUAGCCAACUGGGCCUUACACGGGAUCCCCUUGAGGAAAUGGCCCAUUUGAGCAGCUAUGACAGUCCUGAUACUCCAGAGACAGAUGAUUCAGUCGAGGGUCGUGAGGCAUGUCUGCCAUCUAAAAAGACCCCUUCUGAAGAGGACUUUGAAACCAUUAAGCUCAUCAGCAAUGGCGCUUAUGGGGCUGUAUUCCUGGUACGGCACAAGUCCACCCGGCAGCGCUUUGCCAUGAAGAAGAUCAACAAGCAGAACCUGAUCCUACGGAACCAGAUCCAGCAGGCCUUUGUGGAGCGUGACAUACUGACUUUUGCUGAGAACCCUUUUGUGGUCAGCAUGUUCUGUUCCUUUGAGACCAAGCGGCACUUAUGCAUGGUGAUGGAGUAUGUUGAAGGAGGAGACUGUGCCACUCUGCUGAAAAACAUUGGUGCUUUGCCUGUGGAUAUGGUACGUCUGUACUUUGCGGAAACUGUGCUGGCCCUGGAGUACUUACACAACUAUGGCAUUGUGCACCGUGACCUCAAGCCUGACAACCUCCUGAUUACAUCCAUGGGACACAUCAAACUCACUGACUUUGGACUUUCUAAAAUUGGCCUUAUGAGUUUGACAACCAAUCUGUAUGAAGGCCACAUUGAGAAGGAUGCCCGGGAGUUCCUUGACAAGCAGGAGUGGGAACACUCCCACCCCUCCAGCCAUCAUACCAGUGAGUUGCCUCAGGAUGCUGAGCCAGCCUGGCUUCUCUGUGCCCAGGUGUGCGGGACCCCGGAGUACAUAGCGCCAGAGGUGAUCUUGCGUCAGGGCUAUGGAAAGCCAGUGGACUGGUGGGCCAUGGGCAUAAUCCUGUAUGAGUUCCUGGUGGGUUGCGUCCCUUUCUUUGGAGACACUCCGGAGGAGCUCUUUGGGCAAGUGAUCAGCGAUGAGAUUGUGUGGCCUGAGGGUGAUGAUGCACUUCCUCCAGAUGCCCAAGACCUCACCUCCAAACUGCUUCACCAAAACCCUCUGGAAAGACUGGGCACAGGUGGUGCCUAUGAGGUAAAGCAGCACCCAUUCUUCAUGGGGCUGGACUGGACAGGACUUCUUCGCCAGAAGGCUGAAUUUAUUCCUCAACUGGAGUCAGAAGAUGACACCAGCUACUUUGACACCCGCUCAGAGCGAUAUCACCAUGUGGACUCAGAAGACGAGGAGGAAGUGAGUGAGGAUGGCUGCCUUGAGAUUCGACAGUUCUCCUCCUGCUCUCCAAGGUUUAGCAAGGUAUACAGUAGCAUGGAGCGGCUCUCCCUGCUUGAGGAACGUCGGACACCAUCCUCUACCAAGCGCAGCCUGAGUGAGGAGAAGGAGGACCGUUCAGAUGGCCUGGCAGGGCUGAAGAGCCGAGACCGGAGCUGGGUGAUUGGCUCCCCUGAGAUAUUACGGAAGCAGCUGUCAGUGUCUGAGUCGUCCCACACAGAGAGUGACUCGAGCCCUCCAAUGACAGUGCGACGCCAUUGCUCAGGCCUCCUGGAUGUGCCUCGCUUCACGGAGGGCCCUGAGGAGGCUAGCAGCACCCGUAGGAGGCAGCAGCAGGAGGGGAUAUGGGUUCUGACACCCCUAUCUGGAGAGGGGGCAACUGGGCCUGUCCCUGAACGGUCAAUGGAGCGACGACUGAAGUUGGAUGAAGAGUCUGUUGGCCAAGGUGGCAGUUCCAGUCCAGCCAUAGAGACCCGAGGCCAUGGGACCCCACAGCUGGCUGAAGGAGCCACAGCCAAGGCCAUCAGCGACUUGGCUGUGCGUAGGGCUCGCCACCGGCUGCUCUCUGGGGAUGCAAUAGAGAAACGCACCACUCGCCCUGUCAACAAAGUAAUCAAGUCUGCCUCAGCUACAGCCCUUUCCCUCCUCAUUCCUGCAGAACAUCACACCUGUUCUCCAUUGGCCAGCCCCAUGUCCCCGCACUCCCAGUCAUCCAACCCGUCAUCCAGGGACUCUUCUCCAAGUAGGGACUUCUUGCCAGCACUUGGCAGCUCGAGGCCUCCCAUCAUCAUCCACCGAGCUGGCAAGAAGUAUGGUUUCACUCUGCGAGCCAUUCGUGUCUACAUGGGUGACUCAGAUGUCUACACUGUGCACCAUAUGGUGUGGCAUGUGGAAGAUGGAGGUCCGGCCAGCGAGGCAGGGCUUCGUCAGGGUGACCUCAUCACCCAUGUCAAUGGGGAGCCUGUUCAUGGACUAGUGCACACAGAGGUGGUGGAGCUGAUCCUGAAGAGUGGAAACAAGGUAUCUAUUUCAACAACUCCCCUGGAGAACACAUCCAUUAAAGUGGGGCCAGCUCGGAAAGGCAGCUACAAAGCCAAGAUGGCGCGAAGGAGCAAGCGGAGCCGGGGCAAGGAUGGGCAGGAAAGAAAAAGAAGCUCCCUGUUCCGGAAGAUCACCAAGCAGGCAUCCCUGCUACACACCAGCCGCAGCCUUUCUUCCCUUAACCGCUCCUUGUCAUCAGGGGAGAGUGGGCCAGGUUCUCCCACACACAGCUAUAGCCUUUCUCCCCGCUCUCCCACUCAUGGCUACCGGGUGCCCCCUGACGCUGUCCACUCAGUGGGAGGAAAUUCAUCGCAGAGCAGCUCCCCCAGCUCCAGCGUGCCCAGUUCCCCAGCUGGCUCUGCGCACACACGGCCCAGCUCCCUCCAUGGUCUGGCACCCAAGCUCCAACGCCAGUACCGCUCUCCACGGCGCAAGUCAGCAGGCAGCAUCCCACUGUCACCACUGGCCCAUACCCCUUCUCCACCACCAGCAGCUUCACCUCAGCGUUCCCCAUCACCGCUGUCUGGCCACGGAGCCCAGGCCCUUCCCACCAAACUUCACUUGUCACCUCCACUAGGCAGACAACUCGCCAGGCCCAAGAGUGCAGAGCCACCUCGCUCACCACUACUUAAGAGAGUGCAGUCUGCUGAGAAACUGGCAGCUGCACUGGCUGCUUCUGAGAAGAAGCUACCCUCUUCUCACAAGCAUGGGCUUGACCUGCCCCACUGUGAGCUAAAGAAGGAACUGCCACCCAGGGAAGCCAGCCCUCUGGAGGUAGUUGGGACGAGGGCUGUGCUGUCUGGGAAAGGUGCAUUGCAAGGGAAGGGAGUGCUGCAGCCUGCUCCUUCACGGGCCUUAGGCACACUACGGCAGGACCGAGCUGAACGACGAGAGUCACUGCAAAAGCAAGAAGCGAUCCGUGAGGUGGACUCCUCAGAGGAUGACAUGGAUGAGGAGCCGGAGAAUACCCAGAGUGUACAGGAACCAAGCUUGGCAUCCGACCCAGAAGUGGGCAAGAAUCUACCCCGCAGAGGAGCAGGAGAGGAUGAGAAAGAGGAAAUCGUCUUGCCCAAGGAUCCAAGGAAUCAGGAUUCAAUGGUCCCAAGCCUACUCACAGGGGUCUUAGUGGGGCAUUCAAGAAUAGAAGGUCCUAGUGUCCCCCAGAGGAGGCUGGGGAGCCCACAAACCUGUGAGGAGGCUACCAGCUCCUCCUUACUAGCCCCACAUCUGGAUAGGUCUAGACCCACAGAUCUCACUCCCACUGAAGGCUGCUUAAAGGCCCAGCACCUCCACACCCAGGCACUAACAGCACUUUGUCCCAGCUCUUCAGGACUUAUCCCCACAAGCUGUUCUGCUGCCACCUCCACCACUGGGAAGCUAGGCACAUGGUCUUGGAAAUUCCUUACUGAGGGCCCAGACAGGGACUCCACAGACAGAAAGACAACAACAGCAGGUGGGCUAGCCAGUCCUCGGGAUUUGGAAACCACAGCUCUGGCUCAUCCUAAGAAUCUAUUUUCUGGGGAGGAGGGGAAGUCACAGCCACUCAAUUCCCCCGGGCUGGCUCAUCCACCUCAUGAGGUUCUCGCCCAAAGCCAGCUACAGAAGUCUGAAUGUGUACAAAUAAAGAAAGAAGACCCAUCCCUGAGCAUCACCAAAGUGCCUGAUGCCUCAGGUGACAGGAGGCAGAAUGUUCCACACAAAGGUUGCCCACUCACCCAAGAGACUGAACCCAGCCUACUCUGGAGGGGCCAAGAACCAGGGUGCCAUCAAAAGCAUCAGGACAUCGUCUUGACACCCGAUGAGUUGUUAAAGCAAACAUAGCAGUUGUCGCCAUUUCUUGCACUUAGACCUGUGUAAUACACAAUCCUGGAAACCA